This is a messenger RNA of Austrofundulus limnaeus, 1700 nucleotides long. RefSeq names its product GTPase IMAP family member 7. Lineage: Eukaryota; Metazoa; Chordata; Actinopteri; Cyprinodontiformes; Rivulidae. The record is from RefSeq and is a predicted model, not a curated record. The coding region runs from base 20 to 1534 and encodes 504 amino acids. Gene Ontology annotation, molecular function: GTP binding. The transcript is spliced from 2 exons.
CGUCGCAAACUCCAGGCAGAUGUUGGUGGUUUUAGCCACAGCCGAAGGAUGGUCCUCCCUGACCUCUCUGCUGCAGAACAGUUCUGGAGACAACGGGUUCCAGAUGACUCUGAGGUCUCUGGGACCUGAAGCAGUCUGUGACCUGAGCGUGGAGGACCGCUCCAUCAGUUUGCAUCGCGCAGACCUGAAAGAGGACAUGUCCCACACCAUCAGCGACUCCUCGCAGUCCUGCAGAGGAGGAACCGACGCCUUCCUCCUGCUGGUCCACGGUGGACUCUACACAGAAAAGGAACAAAGGCUGGUGGAGAUCCUGCAGGCUCACUUUGGAGCCGAAGCUCUGAAGCAUCUGGUGAUUCUGUCGGUGGAAGACGGGAAAGUGGCGGACACGCUGGACGACGCUCUGGUGGACCUGAUAAACGUGUGCGAGGGCAGGUACUGUCGCAUCAGGAGGUGGGCUGCAGGGGGCGGGCUGCAGGCGCUGCAGGAGAUGGUGAAGAACGUGGUCGCUGAGAAGAACUCAGCCGGCUACACCGAGGCCACGCUGGCCCGGUCCAACAGGAGCUGCACCGAGGACCUGGCCAUGAACAUGCUGCGCAGGAAGCUGCAGGAGGCCGAGGAGAAGAGGCGGGCCUUCAUGGAGGAGGUCCAGAAACAGGAAGAGAGAAGAGCCAGAGAGACGGAGGAGCUGAGAGCCCAACACCAGGAGGAGAGGAGGAAGGAAGCAGCCGAAGAAAAACAACAUAAGGAGAACAGGGAGAAUCUUCAUGAAGCUGUGAGCAGCCACAGGUGCAUGCUGCAGCUGCAGAGGACAGCUCCUGAAGAUGAUGAAACCCAGAGGAUCUCUGUGGUUUUGUUGGGUCUGACUGGCAGCGGGAAGUCCUCAGCCCUGAAUCUAAUCCUGAACCGAGGCAGGAACCAGUACUGGUCCCAGGACCCGGGUCAGGACCCGGUUCCUCCAACAGUGACCUGUGAGAGGAAGGAGAUGUCUGCUGGAGGGAAGAGGCUGAUCCUGGUGGACACUCCGGAGCUGUGGGACGAAGACGGGGUGGAGGACCUGGAUCUGGUCAAAGACUGCCUGGCCCUGGCCUUGCCUGGACCCCACGUGUUCCUGCUGGUGCUCCAGGUGGGUCGCUUCACCCAGGUGGAGAGCGAGAUCCUGGGACACCUGCAGAGGGUCUUCGGGCGAGAGGUGGCGGAGCACGCCAUCAUCCUGUUUGUUCGCUUCGACGGGAACCAGUCUGAGCCUCAGAGGAUCGACCAGUACGUGUCCGGAUCCCACCCCAGCCUGCAGGACCUGGUCAGGAGGUGCGGGAGCCGGUACUUCGAGCUGAACCUCAGCAGGUCCCGCAGUCCUCUGAGCUACGCUCAGGUGAAGGAGCUGCUCUCAGGAAUCCACAAACUGGUGGCCUCGCACGGAGACCGCCGCUUCGCCGUGAGGAGGUUCUCUGCUCAGGAGCUUCAGGACAGAACGAAGGUCCUGGCAGAGAGGAGGGCCGGAGCGCAGGAGGAGAACUGCUUACUGACACACGAGUGACCUCACAAACACAGAGGAUCUGGUCCUGGCCGCCCUCGAAAAACAGAUCUGAGGUCUCAGUGGGACUCGCCUGGUAAAAUAACAGUAAAUAAAUAAAUAAGAUCUGCUUCAGGUUUGAUUUAAACUGAAGGAAGAAAUAAACAGUUUCUGUUUUUUUGCUUUCAAA